AUGGAACCAAAUAUUUACCAACUUGCCCUUGCGGCUCUCUUUGGAGCUUCCUUCGUUGCAGUUUCAGGGUUUUUCAUGCACUUCAAGGCACUCAAUCUCGUCCUCGAACGUGGUAGGGAGAAAAAAGACAACACCAACGAAGGUGGUGACUCGCCUCAGCAUCAGACCCUCGCGAGGCGGAGGAACCAUGUCCGUAGGAAAGGAAUCAGCCCCGCUUCGCUUCCUGAUGCUACGCCCUUCACGGGAGUAACAGACGGCGGUAGCGGAAGCGGCGGUGAUGCAGGGCGAACCAACGGCCAUGUUUAUGUCGAUGAAAUCCCUCCUGGUUUGCCUAGGCUUCAUACGCCAUCUGAAGGGAGAUCUUCUGUACUUGGGACUAGUAUCAGGAAAACUGGAAGUUUUGUCAGACCAAUUUCUCCAAAAUCCCCUGUUGCUAGUGCUAGUGCCUUUGAGAGUGUGGAAGAAUCAGAUGAUGACGAUAAUAUGACAGAUAGUGCGAAUUUAGAUGCUUCCUACUUGCAAGCCAAUGGGGAGAUGCCUGCAGAUGCCAACGAAGAGCAAAUAUCUAUGGCUGCUUCAAGCAUGAUUCGAUCACACAGUGUGUCUGGUGACCUACAUGGAGUUCAGCCUGAUCCUAUUGCCGCUGACAUUCUGCGUAAAGAGCCAGAGCAAGAAACCUUUGUCCGUCUUAAUGUUCCUCUUGAGGUGCCAACGUCUGAUGAAGUUGAAGCCUACAAAUGUCUGCAAGAAUGUCUUGAACUGCGGAAGAGGUAUGUCUUCCAAGAAACAGUUGCGCCAUGGGAAAAAGAGAUCAUUUCUGAUCCUAGUACCCCGAAGCCUAAUCCAGAGCCAUUUGUACACUAUCCUCAGGGAAAAACUGAUCAUUAUUUUGAGAUGCAAGAUGGGGUAGUCCAUGUGUUUCCAAAUAAGGAUGCAAAAGAAGAGCUCUUCCCGGUAGCUGACGCCACAGCGUUUUUCACCGACUUGCAUCACAUACUCAAAGUCAUAGCUGCAGGAAACAUGCGGACUUUGUGUCAUCGUCGACUAGUGCUCCUCGAACAGAAAUUUAAUCUUCAUUUGAUGCUUAAUGCGGAUAAAGAAUUCCUUGCCCAAAAAAGUGCACCACAUCGUGACUUUUAUAAUGUUAGGAAAGUCGACACUCAUGUUCACCAUUCAGCUUGCAUGAACCAGAAACACCUUUUAAGGUUUAUCAAGUCAAAGCUCCGGAAAGAGCCCGAUGAGGUUGUCAUAUUCCGAGAUGGAACAUACUUGACCUUGAAAGAAGUUUUUGAGAGCCUGGAUCUUACUGGAUAUGACCUGAACGUCGACCUUUUGGAUGUUCAUGCAGACAAGAGUACCUUUCAUCGCUUUGACAAGUUCAACCUUAAGUACAAUCCCUGCGGUCAGAGUAGGCUUAGGGAAAUUUUCCUUAAACAGGAUAACCUCAUCCAAGGUCGUUUUCUUGGUGAGAUAACAAAGCAAGUUAUCUCGGAUCUUGAAGCUAGCAAAUAUCAGAUGGCUGAAUACAGAAUAUCUAUAUACGGCAGAAAAAUGAGCGAGUGGGACCAACUGGCUAGUUGGAUUGUGAACAAUGAUCUAUACAGUGAGAAUGUUGUCUGGUUAAUUCAGCUCCCACGACUGUACAACAUCUACAAGGACAUGGGUAUUGUGACAUCUUUCCAGAAUAUUCUUGAUAAUAUAUUCAUUCCUCUGUUUGAAGCCACGGUAGAUCCCGAUUCACAUCCACAGCUCCAUGUUUUCUUGAAGAAGCUUCGGGAGUCAAAGGGCAUGACUACGAUCAAGCUACGGCCACAUUCUGGGGAGGCUGGUGACAUUGACCACUUAGCUGCUACAUUUCUCACAUGCCAUAGCAUUGCACAUGGAAUCAAUCUGCGGAAGUCUCCUGUGCUUCAGUAUCUUUACUACCUCGCCCAGAUUGGUCUGGCCAUGUCUCCACUGAGCAACAACUCUUUGUUUCUAGAUUACCACAGAAACCCGUUCCCUGUGUUUUUCUUAAGAGGUCUAAAUGUUUCCCUGUCUACGGAUGAUCCCCUUCAGAUUCACUUAACUAAAGAACCUCUCGUAGAAGAGUACAGCAUAGCUGCCUCGGUUUGGAAGCUAAGUGCAUGUGACCUGUGCGAGAUAGCUCGUAACUCAGUGUACCAGUCAGGUUUCUCACAUGCCCUGAAGUCGCACUGGAUUGGGAAAGACUACUACAAAAGAGGACCCGAUGGAAACGACAUUCACAAAACAAAUGUGCCUCACAUAAGGGUGGAGUUCCGGGACACGAUCUGGAAAGAGGAGAUGCAACAGGUUUAUCUGGGCAAGGCUGAUAUCUCGGAUGAAGUUGUUCCAUAA
Arabis nemorensis is the source of this 2358-nucleotide messenger RNA. The record is from the annotation of a GenBank genome assembly. Lineage: Eukaryota; Viridiplantae; Streptophyta; Magnoliopsida; Brassicales; Brassicaceae.